AAAACAUGAAAUAAUACUUUAUUCGUAUUUUGGAGGGGUUCUCCGCCAAGCCACAAGCGUGGCUGUCUUCAAGGACCUGCUGUGGCGUCUUGAGGCUCGGUGCGCUUGUGCACUUUGUAGUUCCCCGCGUUCAAAUUCAAAUCACACUUCCCGCUUGUUAACAUACAACCGAGGAGACAGCCAGCACUUGGUUGCUUCCUCCUUUUGGCCGCCUCUGGAUGCAUGGGCGUUGAGCCAAUAAACACAUCAAAGUUUUAACUUUAGGCCUACGUGUAUACCCAAGUGCGUCUAAAUACAAUAAAAAAAUGUUUCACAAGAAGCAAGGGAUAAAUUCAGAAAAUUAAGAGGGGUGUAAACAGUGGCGUCACUGGGGUCAGCGGCACCCAAGGCGGUAACCCCGCCGCAACCGAAGCAAACGCGAAGGCAUCUUCAGAGCUACCAGGACCAGGCGGAUUUCUUCGGUCGCGCACCGGUCACCUAGCUGUGUUUGGAGAUAUGUGUUUGUCCCUCUUGUUCCCCUUCUCCAGGGAUUAUUUUCGUCGCCUCUCUGGCCUCUCGCCUUUCGAAGCAGUCUUUGUGCCUCUUGCGCCAUCUACCGGCUUUCCCCGUAGCUCCCCCACGGCUGCUCCGUGGCACGACUGCACGGACGCACCAGACGCGAAGUUUAGGUUUAGGCACUAUACCACGGGGGGCGCCAGCUCCCAGUGUCCCACUCGAGAGGUUGAAGUUGCGCGCGCGCGGCAUCGCUGGCCGAGUGCGAGUUGUCGUCGGGCCGACGCUGCCGACGCCAGUCCAAGUGGGUCACUCGGCCAUGUCGUCCUCAAAGUCUGCGCUGCUGCUGGGCCUGUUCGGCGUCGCUGGGACGUUGUGGUCCUUGACGACGGCAUCACUGCUGCUCGCUGCGGUCUACCUGGCCCUGGGCGGCUGGCGCACGAUCCGGCUGCUUGCUGCCACAGCACCCCGCGACGUGCGCGCUGGACUGGGCUACCUCCGUCUCAACUGGUACAUGCGUCGUCGCCUCGCCGAGGACACGACGGUCGGGCGCGUCUUCGACGCCCUCGCGCGCCGUCACCCGGAGAAGGUGUGCCUGAUAGAACCGAGUCGCGAGUGGACCUUCGGCCAGGUGUACGACCUCUCGGAGCGCGUAGCAAACGUCUUCUGGGAGCAGGGACUGCGGCCGGGAGACGAAGUGGCCAUACUAACCGAAUCGAGACCCGAGGCUGUCAUUCUCUGGCUGGGCCUCUCCAAGGUGGGCGUCGUGUCGGCCCUGGUCAACAACAACCUCAAACAGGCGCCGCUCGCACACUGUAUUUCCUGCGUGCGUUGUCGCGCGGUGGUGUUCAGCGCAGCGCUGCUGCCAGCCCUGCGCCAGGCUCUACCGCUCAUGGGCCAGCUGUCGGCUCGCUACUUCUGCCUGGACGCUGCCCCGGAGGACCUCGGGGCGCCCUGCGUGCCCCUUGCACCGCUGCUGGCUAAAGCCGAGCCUCGGGCACCGCCGUACCGCGGCUCCAUGAACGACCGGCUGAUCUACAUCUACACAUCCGGCACGACGGGACUGCCGAAGGCGGCCAUCAUCCGGCAGCGGCGUUUCUUCAGUAUCGCGAGCAGCAUACGUCACAUGAUGCCUGUGCGCGACGACGACGUGCUCUACGUCUGCCUGCCAAUCUACCACGUGGCCGCGGGCGUGCUGGCGUUGUCGCAGACGCUACUCUUCGGCAACACGGCCGUGCUGCGCGCCAAGUUCUCGGCAUCGGCCUUCUGGGACGACUGCGUGCGCUGGAAGUGCACCGUGAGCCAGUACAUCGGCGAGACGUGCCGCUACCUGCUGGCCCAGCCGGCCAAGGCCACCGACCGCCAGCAUGGGGUGCGCCUCAUGUUCGGCAACGGACUGCGACCCCAGCUGUGGCGGUCGUUCGCCGAGCGCUUCGGGGUGCGUGACCUCCGCGAGGUAUACGGCGCCACCGAAGGCAACGCCAACCUGGUGAACAUAGACAACCGCGCUGGUGCCGUGGGCUUCGUGCCCACAGUGUUCCGGCUCUGGCCCGCCCUGGCCGAGUGGAUCCUGCCCGUGAAGCUGGUACGUGUGGACCGGGCGACGGGCCUGCCGCUGCGCGACAAACGGGGGCUGUGCGUUGCCUGCCAGCCCGACGAGGAGGGUGAGCUGGUGGGCAAAGUGGACAGGUCACACAUAAGCGCCUUCGAUGGCUAUGUGAACCAAGAGGCGACCCAGAAGAAGCUGUACCGGGACGUGUUCCGCAAGGGCGACGCAGCUUUUGCCUCGGGUGACCUUCUGGUCAUGGAUGAGCAGGGCUACGUCUACUUCCGAGACCGGACGGGUGACACAUUCCGCUGGAAGGGUGAGAACGUCUCAACAGCCGAGGUGGAGGCAGUGGCCUCACAGGUGCUAGGACUGACGGACUGUGUGGUGUAUGGCGUGGCUCUGCCAGGCACCGAAGGCCGGGCAGGCAUGCUGGCAGUGCGCGACCCCUCCGGCCGCACGGACCUGGACGCCUUGGCCCGCCACUUGUGCGCCACCCUGCCCCCCUAUGCGGUGCCCCUGCUGGUGCGGCUCACCUCGGACCUCCACCUUACGGCCACCUUUAAGCUGCAGAAGGGCCCGCUCCAGCGCCAAGGCUUCCAGCAGCUGGGGGGUGACCCUUGCUUCCUGCUGCAGGGCGGCCGCUACGUACCGCUGGAGGGGCCCCUCUAUGACAGCCUCUGCGCAGGUCUCUGCAGGCUCUGACUCCGCCGAGGACACCCAGCCUCGUUAACUAUGGGGGAAUCUGGGCACAAGUGCAAUUACAACUGGGUCUUAAAGUAUAACUUGUCCUUCACUCGCAGUCUUGUGACUGCCAGUGAAGCCCUCUUUUCGUAGCCCUGCAUUGUACCCCCAGGUGCUGCAAUGGGUGGCAAGGAAACCUCUGCUGUCGAGUGUCGCAUUGUGCCCUUCGACUGGCUACGUCGAAGAAGUCCGGCUGGCUUCACAAUGAGCACAGUUCGUCAACAUUCCCAGUUUGCAUAACCAGAGUGUCGUUUUAUAUGCACUGAAAGCUUUUUUUUUUUAUGUGCUUAAUAGUGCACGAGAACUCUGCAAUUUGUUUGGGCUGUGCAGUGAGGUGGUCCAUUAUCUGCGACGAAUAUAGAUGAUUGAGGUAGUAGCUACAUUGCUCUAAGUCAAAAGUGACUCUAAAAAUGCAGGAACAAAGAGGGUAGGCUAGAAAACAACACUGUGGUGUCUAGCUUGUGUUGAUUUCAUUCUUGUAUAGGUUUUGUUAGGGCUUUUUGACUUGGAAAUUAUUCAGUGUCCUCAAAUAAAAAAGAAAAAAAAAACAACUAAAUUCAUCAUUAUAUGUCCUUGAAAGUACACUAAAGUGAUCUUGAAAGUGAUUUUCAAAUUUUAGGGUUAAUGCAUAGCAGGGAUCUCCACUGAACAAGUGUUAAUUCACACAGUAAUCCACCAUAUUUCAAGAAAACAAUUUGUCUAUUGUAAUGUGUAGUGGGAGAGAGCAAAACCUCGCAAGGGAUGUUCCCUUCUGCUAAGUAUGAAUGAAACAUGAUAUUCGCUGGAAUAGAUUUUCUUUUCCAUUUGUGUUUGCAUGUGUGUGGCAUGUUCUGUGUUGUAGAGAAAUAUUAAUCUAAAAAUUUUAGACAAAAUUGAACAGUAUCAUGGGCCCUCUGUGAAGCGAAAAAGAGCACUUCUUGAAAAAAACAAUACAAAAUGGUUUUCAAUGUGCCUUUGAAAUAGAUUUCUAAAAAAAGCAGUUUGUGUCAGCAAGCAUCACAUAUACCCGCUUGAGAUUACCCGCAGCUCAGCGAGCUCAACUCCCUAGGCCCGUGGGUUGACGGGAACAUUGGGGCAUAAUCAUUGUGGUCACUUGCUAAGGAUUUGUUGGUGUCUUAUACUUAGCAUCAGGAAUUUAGAAUCUUGCAGCAGUGGCGUAGCCAGGGAUUUUCUUUUGAGGGGGAUGAAGCCCAUAAGCCCUCCCCUGGCUAUACCACUCUCAUGUAGAUAAAGCAAGCUACAUUAUCACCCAUCAUUUAUUUUUUUAUUGAAUGUGUGCCGAAGUGUUUGCUGUUGUCAGGGUACCCGGUUAUUUCUUUCGUUGUACUAGGAACAACAAAAGCCAACAGAAGAAACAAAUCGCUCUGCAGUGAAUGCAGCAUUUAUAGAUUUUUCUUUGAACUUUUUGCAACAAUGGUUUUAGCCUCCGGUCCUUUCUUGGGGACACAUGGAAGCUACAUGUUGUGCAGUUAAACCUCUUAUUGUUGGAGUUAGUAUGUAAAGAUAUUUUUUGACAAAUGAAUGGGAAGCAAAACAUUCUCCUCUCUCUCUCCUCC
This is a messenger RNA of Ixodes scapularis (black-legged tick), 4338 nucleotides long. Its product is annotated as long-chain fatty acid transport protein 1. Lineage: Eukaryota; Metazoa; Arthropoda; Arachnida; Ixodida; Ixodidae. The record is from RefSeq and is a predicted model, not a curated record. Gene Ontology annotation, cellular component: endoplasmic reticulum. Gene Ontology annotation, molecular function: long-chain fatty acid-CoA ligase activity; long-chain fatty acid transmembrane transporter activity. The coding region runs from base 812 to 2743 and encodes 643 amino acids. Gene Ontology annotation, biological process: triglyceride homeostasis. The transcript has a single exon.